AUUGUUUCUCCGGGAUUACUGGGAGGGGAUUACCGCAGAGAUUACCGGGGCGAUAAUUGGUUACGCAGGGCCUUAUAGGAGGAGGAGGUCUUAACGGUCUCCGUGUGAGCAGGGAGGGGGGGGUAGUUUCAGAAGGAGGUGCCCGGGCAUCUGUGCCCCCUCUCUGCUCUUCACUUUGUGAUCUUCAUUGGUGUCUUUCACAUCGUCGUUGGCUCUCCACUUGCCUGCUCCCCGACCUGCACCUUCGCGUUCCUCUCUCCGACCUCCACCCCCUCGUCCUUCCACUCUCCACCCUUCAGUUUCCACUCUUCAACGGUCUCUUUUCGCUUCGUAGCCCACACCCUAUAUAGAUUUCUCAUCGUCCAUUCUCCACUCUGUGCUCUCCACUCUGAGUCUUCCCCUCUUCGCCGUACGCUCUGUACCCUCGCACUCGGCUACUCAUCACGGAGUUCUUCGACCUUCACGUCCGCCUCUCCGCGCCUCAUGGCCAGCGACCCCAAGAAAAAAGUGAAGGUGGGGGAGCUGCGCCGUCUAAGCGCGCGGUUCCACAAACUCGACCUGGACUCUUCCGGGGCGUUGAGCGCGGAUGAGUUCCUGUCGCUCCCGGAGCUGCACAACAACCCCUUGGUGCGACGCGUGGUGGACAUCCUCGACUCGGACGGAGACGGAGAGGUCGACUUCGCAGAAUUCAUCGAAGGAAUCUCGCGAUUCACCAUCAACGGCACCAAAGAAGAGAAGUUAAAGUUCGCCUUCCAGAUUUACGACGUGGACCGCGACGGCUUCAUCACCAACGGGGAGCUCUUCGGCGUGCUCAAAACCAUGGUGGGCCGCAAUCUGCGCGACCCGCAGCUCCAGCAGAUCGUGGACAAGAGCAUCAUCUCGGCCGACGCGGACGGCGACGGGAAAGUCUCCUUUCCCGAGUUCUGCACGAUGAUCGGGGACCUGGACUUCCACUCGAAGAUGCUCAUGGAGAUUUGAAACGCGUGGAGAUUUGAAACGCGUGGAGAUUUCCGUUCACAGCACCCUCCUCUACUUCCUCCAACAACACCGCCACUACCAGAGUUCACCACCACUAUCACCAAUAAGCAUUGCCAUUACGCUGAAAGCGGGUCUUUCGGAGAAACAAACACUGCAGCUCUUGGUUUCGUUUUACAAAAGACGGAUCCAGCGUCAUCAGAGAACCCAAUGAGACAAAUAUUUAUUUUUAAUCACUGGGAUCGAAGUCUCGUCAAGUCUUAUAAUUUGGCAAAAACUAGGGAAAAUGAGUACAUUUGCUACAAAAACACAUCAGAUUCUCUCCGUCACUGCUUGAACUGCAGAUAUCAUCAGCAGCAUCGUCACCCGAGCCACAGUAAGAAUUAUCAGUCACCACCAAUCCACAAUGCUGGAUGAAGGCCUCCCCAAGGCUUCAUCUCUCACGGUCCUGCAAUGCAACAAUUCACACACCACUGAUGCAUGAGCUGACCUCGUCACUCCAGAACCGUGGUGGACGUCCUCUUGGGCGCUUUCCCUCCUUUUGCUGUCACGCGGUAGUUAGUCUUGCCCAUCAGCUAUCAUCCUAGGCCUACUUACGUUUAUUAUCGAUCUGUUCACCUGCGUUAUUGCUAAUCCUCUUUGGCAGUGUAAUUCCAAACCCAUCUCUCCACGCUUUGCGCACUUCACCGAAUUAAGUGAUCAGACUUUCAUUAAACACGGGAGUUGUUCUUAAACCUGCGUGCUCCUCGCCCCAACUUACGCCUUCUUAAUAACCGACGUGAAAAAACAAAUCCAAGAACGCAGUGCAUUGUGGAUAAUAACGUUAGCGGUUUAUUCACUCGGCCUCACGUCGUGAGGGACCGUGGCCGUGCCGACCGCGAUCGGCACGGCCGCACCACCCUCAUCACCAUGGCGCCAGGCGCCCAUUUUAACGAGCACACGUUGCAACCCGUUGUCAGUCCACUGCUGGAUGAGGGCCUCCCCACAGUGCGAGUUGUGGGGGCUAUUUGACCACACGUCCCCACACGUUGGUCAUUGCGUGUUGGCAGAGGGAGCAUAGACGUGGUAACAUAGGAGAAGAGCACAACAAUUGGUUUACAUGCAAUGCCCCCUACUGUCCACAACAUAGCCCCACCGCUGCCUAUAUUCACCUUGUAGCGUGCACGGCAGUCACCCAUCAGAGCGCUAUCCAGGCUCAAAUCUGCUUAGCUUCCCGAGACGUGAUGAGAUCGGGCACGUUGCAGCCGAUCUGGCCGUAGGCGUUGAAAGCACGGUGCACGGCCCCAGCCGCAUAGCGUUGCGGUGCCUCGCAGGAGCCGUUUGAGAGACAAUCGCUUCCUCACCGAAGAAUACAAAUAAUACAAUAAAACAGAGUCCAAGGUUGGAUUCCAUCUCCGGAGCGGUAUCCCGGGGGAUAGUUCCUGGUGCUCCUUCCCCCCCCUCCCAUCCGCCGAUCCGCGAUGAAGGCAGCGGACGAGACGCCAGCUUCAGAAUCUCUCGGCGGAUCUGGUGGCCACGGCACGCAGAUUCCCGUAAACCUUCGAGGGGGGGCUCCCUGCAAAAAACACACACGGGGGUGGGGUUGGGGGGCAGGUGAAGCAAGCAGGAAGUAGUAACGUGUACACCCUAUGGGUGUAUAGAUUGUCAAGCGGAUUUCCCAAUUGUACGAUCUCGACCACUGCCACCCCCCUUCCCGAUUGUGGUGCGAGCUACGGUUACGCAUCAUCACCAUCGUUUAUUAUAAUUAUUUAUUCCGCGCACCUCCCACUGCAGUACAUCUCGGGGUGACCACGCGGUGUGACGUAUGUAUGUUGUACUUCUUUCGCACCAUACGUAGCCAACCGUGCUAUUUGUACCUAAGAUGAGGUUGCAUAUCGCCGUCCUCGCAAUCUUGAUGUUCUGGAAGGAGCCGAGGAUGUGCACCUUCCUGUGGGAAAACAAACGACGAGAAGUGAAACGCGGUCGUACACAACACCAAGCGUUGGCAGAAAAAAUAAUCCAAUGUCUUCAGCAGUAGUGGAUUUAGGACGUAAACUGUACUAAAUUGUAAUUAAUUGCGUUUUGACGUUAAUACUGUCUUGUGUGACGAGGCUAACUGUUUCAGAGUUAAGUCCAACUAAAAUACAAGUCAAUUAGGAUCUGUGUACACAGCAUCUAAGCACAGGUGCAUCUGAAGACUAGGCUUGUAUGGAUUCAUCUAGGGACGGGAAAACAGAGAGACCGACGGAGAGAUGGACGGACAGUGAGAGAUGGAUGGACAGAGGAAUAGAAGGAUGGAGAGUUGAACAGAGGGACAGACAGAUGCACAGACGGAUGGGCAGCCAAGAUGGAUCGAGGAACAGAAAGACAGAUGCCUUACGUGUCGGCCAGCACGAUGCGGGAGCGCGUCACGUUCUCGAUAGUGAACUUGGUCUUGCCUCCCUUGCCUGCAAUGCGCCCCACGGCACGGGAGAGGUGGUCUCCCUUCAGUGGCUUCACUGUGGGGGCGGGGGUGGAGGGGGCGGUAAGCGAUAGCACGAGUUGAUCUAAAAAUGCAACGCAAACCAAAACCGAACCGUCCUCGUGGCUACCGACCUACACAUCGAUUCGGUGAGGUUUUAGGCUUCGUCAAUGACAAAAACUUCGAAAUAACUGUCAAGCAUACCGUCAUCACGCGCAUGCUUGAUAGUCAUUUAAACAAAUAAAAUCUAUUGGAGAAUUUAU
Messenger RNA from Petromyzon marinus (sea lamprey), 3678 nucleotides. Its product is annotated as calcineurin subunit B type 1-like. Gene Ontology annotation, molecular function: calcium ion binding. The record is from RefSeq and is a predicted model, not a curated record. Lineage: Eukaryota; Metazoa; Chordata; Hyperoartia; Petromyzontiformes; Petromyzontidae.